AUGCCUUUGGGGUACAAGCGCGAGAUCUCGUUUCCUCGACCAGCUCAUGGGCGCGGCACUACCAUUCCGCGCGGCCACACGACACCAUCAGGUGCUGGGGGUCUGAUUGCCGCGGCCGGCGUGGCCCUGGACAGCGAUCGCCGUCACUGGCAACCGGUUACCCGCCCCGGAGAUGGCAAAGUGGUCAGGCUUUCUGCAACAGCCAGGACGCCUCGCCGGUGGGUAAAGAAUGAACCCGACAAAGAUGCACCUUCCUUGCACAAGCUCAUGCCCUGGGCUGGCAGGGAGAGGCGCAAGUCUGCGAUGGCGGCUCAGUCAGAGAUACACGAGGAGGCCGCAGCGAAGCCAAACGAGCCCGCUCGAAGAGCUUCGACUCAGGCAAAGGCUGAGCAGCAGCAGCAGGGGGGUCAAGAGUCCAUCACUGGCAUCGAAGGAUUCCAGCCACACCUUCAACAAAAGCGGCGGAGUGUGACGGAAGCGAUGGCAGGAUUGCGAUCCGACCUGCUGAGUCAUUCAAUAAAGCCGAACUAUCGGUACCGGGCUGGCAUGCCAGGCGUGUGGGACACGAUACAGGAGAAUGCCAGUGCCAAGGUGGCGAAGAUGAGGCGUGCUUUCAUGGAGGCAGCUGAGAGACGAGAGGCAAAGCAAGCGGAGCAGGCAGCACUUCGGGACUCUUCCGUUUUGUCCGUUGAUCAUGGAAAGUCGACAUCAGAAGCAACCACGGAUGAGUUCUCCAUCUCGCCGCUACUCACAGUUGUGGUGCUCUUCUUCCACGCUCCUUGCAAUCCGCUGAACAUGGAUGACAUUUUGAUCCUCAGGAAAGCGCGUCAGGCGAUCGAAGCGUACCAUCAGGUUGCUGUUGCCGGUGCUUUGGUCAUCCCUUUCAGCACUGUCGCCCUCCAGAAACGGUUUGCCGGCGAGAAGGGAGCAGUUCUUCUCCCAUUUGACUUCCGUAUGGAGAUGGCACAGAGCGUGAUCGACACCGCAGAGCAGGGGUCGUGGAUUCUGACCGACAACUGUGAGGAAGGGUGCUUGGCAUCUGCACCGGGCUCGCUCCUGCACUACUUCGCCGAAUAUACGAGGAGUCGUUUAUACGAUGCCGGCUACGAGACGAAAGUGCUCGAGGUAAGGUACGAGGACUGCUUGUGGAGUGACGGGGACGUUUCGAAGACCGAGCACCGCGUGGUGGAGGAUCCUUACGGUCUGGUCCCGGAGGUGCCGAAGACGGCCAAUGUCCGAGGGCUCUUUCGUGUGCUGAUCGAGUGCCCCAAGCAGGUGCACUGCCGCGAGCUCUUGCGAAGAUCCAUCUGGCUGCUUUGCCGUGGGGAGGAGACCUCGGCAUGUUGCGAUGUCCUGCGCCGCCUGCUCGGCGCAUCCGCGGCAGAGCUCCUCCAGCGUUGGGCCUCACGCCACCAGGAGGGCGCUCGCUCCAAAUUCAGGAGCUGA
This is a messenger RNA of Symbiodinium sp. CCMP2592, 1446 nucleotides long. The record is from the annotation of a GenBank genome assembly. Lineage: Eukaryota; Dinophyceae; Suessiales; Symbiodiniaceae.